AUGAGAGAAGUUGCUCUAUCUCUGUUUGUAUUCUUCUUAGUAAAAUGUGUCAACUCUAUUUUCUCUCCUCCGACAAGAGAACAUUUUAAAAGUUGCUUAUCGACAAAUCACAGCAAUUCAAUAUUCGAAAACCCUAAUAUUCUCACCAAACACACGUCAGAUUCCCAAACCUACACUAGCUUUUCCGAAUCUUUAUCUAAAAAUUCAAGCUUCCUUAGCUUGAAUUUCACUAGCCUAAAGCCGAUUCUUAUCGCCAAACCGAAAUCCGAACCAGAAAUUAAGAAACUGAUUCUAUGCAGCAAGAAACUUGGAUUACAAGUAAGAACCUUAAGUGGUGGUCACGACUACGAAGGUCUCUCUUACCUCUCACAAUCACCUUUCAUAAUCAUCGACCUCGUUAACCUCAGAUCGAUCAAGAUCAACCUCACAGAAGAAACCGCAUGGAUCAAAUCCGGCGCAACAUUAGGCGAGCUCUAUUACAAGAUCGCGAAAACCAGCAAGAUCCAUGGAUUCCCUGGAGGUGUAUGUCCAAGUGUUGGAGUUGGUGGACUUUUCAGCGGCGGAGGAUAUGGUAUAAUCAUGAGAAAACACGGUUUAGCGUCUGAUAACGUCGUGGACGCGCGUUUGAUAGAUGCAAAGGGAAAGAUUCACGACCGGAAAUCGAUGGGAGAGGAUUUGUUUUGGGCGCUAAGAGGCGGUGGAGCCGCGAGUUUUGGCGUUGUAUUGUCAUGGAAGGUUAAACUCGUUAGGGUUCCUGAAAAGGUAACUUGUUUCACAAGUCAACAUGCAAUGGGGCCAAAUAGGAGCAAACUUGUUCAUAGAUGGCAAUACAUAGGACCACACCUAGACGACGAUUUAUUCAUCAGAGUUUUCAUUAACAAUAAUCAACAACAAGGAAGUCAAAAAAGAGUGAGGACGACAUUUCAAGGUAUGUUUCUUGGUGGAAUCGAGAAGCUGAUUCCUCUGAUGAACGAAAAGUUUCCGGAACUCGGAUUACGAUCUCAAGAUUGCAAAGAAAUGAGCUGGAUCGAAGCCAAUCUGUUCUUCAUCGGGAAAUUCGGACAACCAUUAGAGAUCAUGCUCGAUAGAGACCAAAGAUACGAGAAUCUUUACUUCAAAGCAAAGUCAGAUUAUGUACAGAAGCCACUUCAAGAAAACGUUUUUGAAGAAAUCUUUAAGCGGUUUCUCGAGGAAGACGCCCCAUCGAUGUCCUUCGAUCCGUUGGGUGGGAAAAUAAACGAGGUUUUAGAAGAAGAGUCUCCAUAUCCACACAGAGAAGGGAAUCUGUAUAGUGUACAGUAUACGGUAAGGUGGAAAGUGAAUGAAAUGGAGGAGAUGAAGAAGCAUGUGAGAUGGAUAAGAUUGCUUUACGAUUACAUGACUCCUUAUGUCUCUGGAUCACCAAGAGGAGCUUAUUUGAAUUACAGAGAUCUUGAUUUGGGAAUGAACAAAGGGAUCAAGAUGAGUUUUGAAGAUGCAAAGAAAUGGGGAGAGAUGUAUUUUAAAGGUAAUUUCAAAAGAUUGGGUUUGGUUAAAGGAAAGAUUGAUCCAAAUAAUUUCUUCAAGAGUGAACAGAGUAUUCCUCCUCUGUUUUGA
Arabis nemorensis is the source of this 1596-nucleotide messenger RNA. The record is from the annotation of a GenBank genome assembly. NCBI's taxonomy places the organism in Eukaryota, Viridiplantae, Streptophyta, Magnoliopsida, Brassicales, Brassicaceae.